AUGAGUGGAACUGGAGAUGAGAUAAAUACUGCCAAGAAAUUGAGAAUGAUGGAUACCAGAAUUAUGGAUACCAGAAUUAUGGAUACCAGAAUGAUGGAUUUGAUAUCGGAGGAUAACGACGCUCUACUUCACCUGGAUGACUGCGACAACAAUGUCGAACGACCACUAGCUGAUCGAGGAAAUGAUAAUGCCAUUAACGAUAAUGCCAUUAAUGAUAAUGCCAAUAACGAUAAUAGCGAUAAUGAUGACGAGCAUGGGGGUUUCCUUUGGAAAUUUGACAGUAAUAUUGGUAUCGAUUACAUGACCAAUGUACCAUCAACGCUUCAUGAAUGUUGUCGCUGCGGGUUGCGUAAGGCAUGCAUCGAUUUGCUUCAUGAUAGGGGACAUAAUGUGUGUCGGGACUGUCGAUGGAAAUAUCGAGAUGAUUAUAGGACAUUGCAUCAAUCUCGAGUUGCUUAUGACUACGGACUGAAUUCUAGGGAUCUAAUGCCUCUAUUCUGUCUAGUUAAACCAAAUAAGAACUCUCGGCUACAAGACAUUAAACUGUACUUUAAGUUCCAACUGGAAGAAGCCUGUUCCAAAAAGCAUGGGUCGCUACAAAAUUGGAUCAGCAAACGAGAAGAGAAGCAAUUAGCUAAAUUCAAACUUCUGUCGACUGCUUAUGAGCGCAGCGUGAAAGCUAAAACUCCGGCUCUGGAGUCCAAACAGUGCAGACAUAUUCACUCAACCAAAACUUUUAAUGAUGGGCUUUGGACCGAAACCUGUCCAGACUGCGGUCAUAACGAAAAGUGGCAAGAGCUGUAA
Messenger RNA from Gregarina niphandrodes, 804 nucleotides. RefSeq lists its product as hypothetical. Bases 1 to 804 code for a protein of 267 amino acids. Gene Ontology annotation, biological process: UV-damage excision repair; base-excision repair; nucleotide-excision repair involved in interstrand cross-link repair. Gene Ontology annotation, cellular component: nucleotide-excision repair factor 1 complex. Gene Ontology annotation, molecular function: damaged DNA binding. The record is from RefSeq and is a predicted model, not a curated record. The transcript has a single exon. Lineage: Eukaryota; Apicomplexa; Conoidasida; Eugregarinorida; Gregarinidae.